Angiostrongylus costaricensis is the source of this 2091-nucleotide messenger RNA. Lineage: Eukaryota; Metazoa; Nematoda; Chromadorea; Rhabditida; Metastrongylidae. The record is from the annotation of a GenBank genome assembly.
AUGGCAAGGUUUGCUUCCGGCGCAGUAGUUGCCUCAACGGGCGAUAAUGCAGUUCUGAGCACUUGUGUUUAUCGUAAGUCGUCGAGUGAUGUGUCAACUGGCCAAGACUUUGUACCACUGCUAGUUGAUUUCAAACAAAGCGCAGCAGCAGUUGGAAAAAUACCUACGAACUAUCUUCGUCGCGAACUCGGACAAACUGACGCGGAUAUUCUAUCUUCGCGAGUGAUUGAUCGUUCUCUUCGUCCACUUUUUCCGGCUGGAUGGGUGAAUGAGACUCAGAUAAUUGUGAAACCUCUGUCUAUCGAAGACGAAGGUGACGUGGUGCUGCUAGGUCUCAACGCCGCUGCUUCAGCUCUUCAUAUAUCAUCAGUGCCAUUCCUUGGUCCCGUAGCCGCUGUACGUGUUGCGCUUCUUGACGAUAAACUAAUUCUGAAUCCGACGCGGUCAGCAUUGAAAAAUUCGUGUCUAGAUUUACUUCUCGCAGGAUGUGGAGAUCGACGAACGGUAAUGAUUGAAAUGGAUGGAAACGAUAUAAAAACAGAAGAGAUUGAAGGAGCAAUUGAUGAAGGUUUGGAAGCGAUUAACAGUGUCAUAGAGGGUAUGCAUAAGCUAAGAGAUGCUUGUGGCAAGGAAAAAGCUGAGCUGUCACGAGCUUCUUAUCCCGAAGAGCUCGAAGCCGAGGUGCAAGCAUUAUGUGAAGAACGGUUGUACUACAUUCUGACAGACCCAUCCCAUGACAAGGUUUCACGUGAUGAUGCCAUCAGUGAUCUUGGAAAGGAUGUGCUGAAGUCGGUUGAGUGCGGAAACGCUUCCAUUGUUCAAGCAAUAUUCCGGGAUAUCACCAAAAAGGCAGUGCGUGAGUUAAUUCUUGAAACUGGUACACGAUGUGAUGGUCGUGGAUUGUCAGAGGUAAGGCCUAUUACAAUGAAAGUCGACGUUUUUAAGCGCCUGCAUGGUUCAUCAUUAUUCCAGAGGGGACAAACUCAGGUGAUGUCCACCGUUACAUUCGACAGCCCCGCUGCUGCGUUUCAUUCUGAUUCAAUAUCGCAAAUUUUGGGAAGCCAACGAAAGAAAAUGUUCAUGUUGCAUUAUGAGUUUCCUAGUUAUGCAACGAAUGAAAUCUCGUCCUCUCGCGGAGUAAAUCGAAGAGAACUCGGACACGCUGCACUGGCUGAAAAAGCACUCAAGCACGUCAUUCCUAAAGAGUUCCCGUACAGUAUACGGCUUGCUUGCCAGGUUCUAGAGUCUAACGGGUCUUCAUCAAUGGCGUCUGCAUGCGGCGGAAGUCUAGCAUUACUGGAUGCUGGUGUCCCCAUAUCAGCUUCAGUUGCUGGUGUAGCCAUCGGCUUAAUUACGGAUAAGGACAGUUCAAGUAGGCCUCACCAACUGCUUACUGAUAUUUUGGGUAUGGAGGACUUCGCCGGUGAUAUGGACUUCAAAAUAGCUGGCACUUCUAAGGGAUUCACAGCUAUGCAACUAGACGUCAAAAUUCCUGGUCUUACUCGUCAACAGCUUAGCGAGGCUUUUGUAAGCGCACGAAACGGACUGGAUCAUGUACUUAGCGAAAUGGCUGUGUUACGAGAUCGACCGCGUGAACAAUUCAAAGCAUCAGUACCAGUCAUUGAGUCGAUGCGUUUGGAUGCCUAUAAACGACAAGCUCUUUUCCGUAGUGGUGGAUUACAUGCCAAAACAGUUGAAGCCGAAACUGGUAUCUCCCAAGAAGACGAUGCCCAUAUUGGUUUGUUCGCACCCAACAGCCAACGUUUAGAUGAUGCAAAAACGCUUAUCGCCAAGUUACUUUCUGAAACAGAAGAACCCAUGUUCGUAUUUGGUCAAAUGGUCACAGCUGAAGUAGUAGAGUUGCUUGAACGAGGGGCAAUGUUGCGACUGGCAGGUGUUGGUCGUCCUAUCUUCGUACCCAAUUCGCAGCUACAUUCGGUUCCGAUUCGACACUCAUCUGCUAGCGGACUUCAGGUAGGGCAAAAAACGACCGUUCAGUGGCUAGGUCGUGAUGCGGAUACUGGUCAAAUUCGACUUUCACGAAAGACGGUAACGUCUGUAGAUAUACCGACCAGAGGACUCAAGAUGUAA